GGUCCUUUUCCACAAAGAAAGAUGGCGGCGUCCAUGGUGUUCCGGAGGACGGCAACAUUUUGCGGGACUUUUAAAGGGAUUUCAUCGUUUAAAACCAAUAUUCCUGCCAACCUACAACGGGGGCUCUUGAUACAGAUAGCACACUACAAUCCCAAACCUUUAAAGCUGAACCUCCGUGAUCCGUAUAUCCCGGAUAAGGAGAACGAAAAAACUCCGGAGUGGCAGAAGACGUUCAAGUACGACCGCAAGCUGUACGGGCGAUACGGGUCCGCGUCGGGAAUCGACCCUGCAACCCUCUGGCCCACUAAUGAACAGUUAGAGGAGAUAAUCAAAGAGGAAAACGAAUGGCACCCCCCGCUUGAGGUGCUGUCGAAGAACAUCGCGGAAAGGGAAAGGCAGGAGGCGGCAAAACGUCAAGAGAAAGAGAAACUGGUCGCGGCUAAUAUGGCCAAGAUGCCCAAGAUGAUAGCCGACUGGCGAAGGGAAAAGCGGGAGGCCAAGAAGAAGCUGAAAGAGGACAAACUCCGCCGUGCCAAAUUGCUGGCCGAGGCCCAGGAGCGUUUUGGCUAUGCGGUGGACUACCGGAGCCCCAAAUUCCUGGAAAUGGUCAAGGAAAUCGAGAAGGAAGAGAAAAAGAAGAAGAAACUAAUGAAACGCAGACUCAGAGAGGAACAGGCAGCAGCACACGCUGCUCCUGUAGCAUCUCCGUAAUCCUAAGACUGACACGUUUUGAAUUAUUGUACAUAAUUAGCUGUCAGACAUGAGUCAAAUAUUAUUUGCCAGUUCUUCACAUCUGUUUUAGGCCUCAUAAGUAGCAGAUGGGGGAUGGUUUGCAUUGAACAUCAAUGUUCUUAAGCAAUUACAGCAGAAGAAAAUGUUUGUGAAAUCGUAUAUAAUUUGUUGUAGUAAACCCCACCCAUUUUCUACUCCCAAGUAGGUAAAUCAAACUUAUACUGUUUGACUCGUGUCGGCCAUCCAUUUUAUAAAAAUGAUUGUAUUUAUAGAAA
Molecule: messenger RNA, 1007 nt
Organism: Lampris incognitus (smalleye Pacific opah)
Lineage: Eukaryota; Metazoa; Chordata; Actinopteri; Lampriformes; Lampridae
Gene: gadd45gip1
Product: growth arrest and DNA-damage-inducible, gamma interacting protein 1
Exons: 2
Coding region: 22-711 (229 amino acids)
Cellular component (GO): nucleus
Source: RefSeq, a predicted model, not a curated record